Molecule: messenger RNA, 1692 nt
Organism: Naegleria gruberi
Lineage: Eukaryota; Heterolobosea; Eutetramitea; Acrasida; Naegleriidae
Exons: 1
Coding region: 1-1692 (563 amino acids)
Molecular function (GO): oxidoreductase activity, acting on paired donors, with incorporation or reduction of molecular oxygen; heme binding; iron ion binding
Source: RefSeq, a predicted model, not a curated record
AUGCCAAUUGUUGUAUUCUCGAGUGCACAUGCUGCCAAAUCCAUUCUCAUUGAUAAUUGGAAAGAUUUUCCAAAGGAUGGCAAAUUAAGGACUCCACAGCAAGAAGAAUUUAUUGGAAAGAGUUUAGUUUUCAUGAAUGGCACUGAAUGGAAAGUGAAUAGAAGUGUUUUGAAUCCUCCAUUCCAACAUGUAGACAAGUAUUGGAAUAUCUUUUCAGAAAAGGUCAAUUAUUGUGUUUCUAAUUUGCAACAGUAUUCGAAAGAAGGUCAAUCUGAGAAUAAGUUUCCUCUCAAGAUUAAAGAUGUUAUCAGUAGAAUGGCACUCGAUGUAAUUGGUGAAUCAGCUCUUGAUUGUGAUUUUAAUUAUCUUGAUCCAAAUUUCCGUCUUUCAGAUACAAGUCAAUCACAAGAUUCGUCCCAAAAUGAGAAAGUUCUUCAAGCAUUCAGAUUCGUAUUUAAGAAUAUCAAUAGUUGGGAAAGAAUGCUCGGUGGUAAACUUUAUUCCAGCUUGCCAAUUAUUGACAAUCACAGAAUGGAAAAAUCUAUUCGAAUUAUGCACGAAUUUGUUUCUUCCAUCAUUGAAAAGAAGAGAAUCGAACAUGUUGAUAGAAGAGUCAUUGAUGUAGUCCAUCCUAGCAUGGAAAGUGCCAUGGAUUUAAUGAUUGAAGCUAACCAAGCAUUCCAUGAACCUAAACCAAGCGAAACUAAACCUGCCAUCCCAUCAAACUUUGAGCCAGCUCACGAAGAGGAAGAAGAACAAGUUGAACCAUUGAAAAUCUCUGACAAGAACUUGAAAGACAAUACUUUACUUUUAUUCCUUGCUGGACAUGCUACCACAGCAGAUGCACUUUCAUUCCUUUUACUUAAUUUGGCAUUGAAUGAAAGAGUUCAAGACACUCUAUAUAAGGAAUUGAAAGAGGCCUAUCCAGAUCGAUUCAAGAUUAGAGAAGGAAAAUAUUGUGAAUUUAUCAUUCAACAAUUAGAUGAUUUGGCAACUCUUCACAAACUUCCAUAUUUAGAUUGUGUCAUUAAUGAAAAUUUGAGAAUUUCACCUCCAGUUGGCGUGUUAAAUAGAGUUUCCAAAAAGUCUCACAUUAUUGAUGGAGUAAAGAUCUCAAAGGACCAAUCUAUUGCCCUCUCUAUCAAAUCCAUUCAUUACAAUACUGAACUUUGGGGUGAGAAAUCAGACGAAUUCUAUCCUGAAAGAUUUGCCAAUUAUAGCAGUACUGAAAGACAUGAAGAAGAAAACGUUUCAAGUCACCAUCCAAUAUGCUCCUUCCUUCCAUUCGGUUUGGGAGCUAGAAGUUGUCUCGGUUCCAAAUUUUCCAUUCUCGAACAGAAAGUUUUCAUUGUUCAUUUACUUUCGAAAUAUUUAGUUAAAUUGCCAGAAGAAUAUCAAAUGAAAGAAAAGGUUGGUUUGGGAGAAUUUGCACACUUGAUGAUAGGUGCUGGACCAUUGUCUAGUUUGGGUGAGGAAUUAAAGUUGGAAUUUGUUGAGAGAGUUGAAGGAAUUUCUGAAAAUGUUUCAGAUUUGAUUGAAGAAGAAUCGAAUAGAAUGGAAAGUGCAAUUAAUGAACCAACUCCAAAUUUGUAUGCAAGUUCAACUGCUACUGAUCAAUUCGUCAGAGAGGAAAAUAAGGAAUUCCCUCAAUAUAAUGUAAAUAGAGAAGAAUUGAUUCGUUCACUUCCUUAA